Molecule: messenger RNA, 642 nt
Organism: Acaulospora colombiana
Lineage: Eukaryota; Fungi; Glomeromycota; Glomeromycetes; Diversisporales; Acaulosporaceae
Source: the annotation of a GenBank genome assembly
AUGCAGAAUAAAGCAUCUCUUCCACCGAUCAAAUUUCUUCUCAAUUCACCCAACAGCGAUGACUACGGAUAUCCAUCUCCACCAAUACCUACCUCUACGUCAUCAAUUAUUAACCCUCAUGCCUAUCACCAACGAAACCUCCCGUCUCCAAAGUUCGCGGAUACCGACCAUCUAUCUGCAAUUGGCUCGUAUAACAAGAAAACCACAGACUUCACCACUCAAAACACUUACAAUGGUAGUUGCGGGUCUUUGAUUUCACCGCCGGAGUCACCUGGAACGAGAGGGAUGUAUCAACAGUUGUCACCACCACCAUCCCUUCCAUCCCCGCGACAACAAUGUGGUUAUUGCGUGGGACCUUCGGUAACAUAUGAUCACCAGCAUUUUCGGUCGUCGACCCAACAAAAUGGUUCCUUCGCUCAAGUCCCACUUUCACAUAACCACCAUCAUUAUUUUCAUCCACGUUUUAAUACAACUUCAUUUGAAAGUAUGACUUCGGGUGAUUUUCACGACCAAGUUCUCUCAAAAUUCACACUUAUUCACAUACUGGGGAAAAACCUUUUAUUUGCACCGAACCGGGAUGCGGAAGAAAAUUCUCCGUGCAGAGUAACAUGCGAAGACAUCUUAGAGUUCAUCGUUUGGUGA